Phytophthora sojae is the source of this 534-nucleotide messenger RNA. RefSeq lists its product as hypothetical. The record is from RefSeq and is a predicted model, not a curated record. The transcript is spliced from 3 exons. NCBI's taxonomy places the organism in Eukaryota, Oomycota, Peronosporomycetes, Peronosporales, Peronosporaceae. The coding region runs from base 150 to 434 and encodes 94 amino acids.
CGAACAAACUCUCAUAUUGUGUCUAUCGCUGUUUUAGAGUUAAAUGGAGCUGAAUGCAGCUUUGCGGGGCGUUUCUCCGGACUGAGCAUGUUGUCAGCAGCUGAAACUAGUACAGAAUAUACCGCCACUGGGUCGAUGCCACAAUAAGCAUGUCGGCAACUACAUGUACGUCUUCGUCUAGGCCCCCGUUUUGUGCGCCUUCGUCGACCUCACCAGACUCGUUAAGACUACUUAAGGAUGCUGCUUGGACCAUCUUCUGGCAGCAGAGCGCGUCGCGCGCGUCGUCUACCCCAGCUUCUGGCGCUACUGUGUUGCUUGAGUCGCUUCCCGACGUCUUAGACAAAUGCGAUCCUCAUACCUCCAAGCGCAGCUUGUUAGCUCUCCUCGUGACGACCUUUCAAUCUCAAUACGCACACGCUGUUCUGCUUUCUUGAUCCAUCCUUCGCCUCCACCUUGAGAGGCUUGCGACGCUUACCUUGGUCGUAGGUCUUCUUCGUUAUGGUGUCCGCUUGGCCAUGCUUGUUGGUCUGCUCC